AUGAUGGUGGCGGACUUCUUGGAGGGGAUCGUGGAGAAAUUCUUCGAUGGGGUGGUGGCGAACUUCUUGGAAGGGGGAGGUGGCGAACUUCUUGGAGGGGGAGGUGGUGGACUACUUGGAGGUGGUGGUGGCGGACUUCUUGGAGGGGGAGGUGGCGGACUUCUUGGAGGGGUUGAAGGGGGAGGUGGCGGACUUCUUGGAGGUGGUGGUGGAGGACUUCUUGGAGGGGGAGGUGGCGGACUUCUUGGAGGUGGUGGUGGAGGACUUCUUGGAGGGGGAGGUGGAGGACUUCUUGGAGGGGGAGGUGGCGGACUUCUUGGAGGGGGAGGUGGCGGACUUCUUGGAGGGGGUGGUGGCGGACUUCUUGGAGGGGGAGGUGGAGGACUUCUUGAAGGGGGUGGUGGCGGACUUCUUGGAGGGGGUGGUGGCGGACUUCUUGGAGGGGGAGGUGGAGGACUUCUUGGAGGGGGUGGUGGCGGACUUCUUGGAGGGGGAGGUGGAGGACUUCUUGGAGGUGGUGGUGGAGGACUUCUUGGAGGGGGAGGUGGCGGACUUCUUGGAGGGGGAGGUGGCGGACUUCUUGGAGGGGGAGGUGGCGGACUUCUUGGAGGUGGUGGUGGCGGACUUCUUGGAGGUGGUGGUGGCGGACUUCUUGGAGGUGGUGGUGGCUGA
Prunus armeniaca (apricot) is the source of this 672-nucleotide messenger RNA. NCBI's taxonomy places the organism in Eukaryota, Viridiplantae, Streptophyta, Magnoliopsida, Rosales, Rosaceae. The record is from the annotation of a GenBank genome assembly.